This is a messenger RNA of Dentiscutata erythropus, 267 nucleotides long. The record is from the annotation of a GenBank genome assembly. NCBI's taxonomy places the organism in Eukaryota, Fungi, Glomeromycota, Glomeromycetes, Diversisporales, Gigasporaceae.
AUAAAUUUUUGCAAAUGCUGUAAAAAAUCUAUCGACGAUGAUGAUUUUGAUUCCGAAUCUAACGAAUUCACAACAUUAUCUUCAAUAACAAUAAUAACUGAAGAAUCUCAAAAAUCUCUUAAAAACAAAAGAAUUUUUGACGAUGUAAUUAAAAAAUAUUCUGCAAAAUAUAUUACAUCUCAAUCUGGAACAGUAGGAAACAAAAAUAUCUUUUGGUCUAACAAUGAAUUGCAAAUGGAUGAUAGUGACAAUGAAUUUAUUAUUUAA